Messenger RNA from Alternaria arborescens, 1713 nucleotides. RefSeq names its product Branchpoint-bridging protein. The transcript has 5 exons. Gene Ontology annotation, molecular function: zinc ion binding; mRNA binding. Lineage: Eukaryota; Fungi; Ascomycota; Dothideomycetes; Pleosporales; Pleosporaceae. The record is from RefSeq and is a predicted model, not a curated record. Gene Ontology annotation, cellular component: nucleus. Bases 1 to 1713 code for a protein of 570 amino acids. Gene Ontology annotation, biological process: regulation of mRNA splicing, via spliceosome.
AUGUCGUGGCGCAACCAGGGCAUCACGGGUUCUAACAACAUACCUCUAGGUACUCGCCGUCGUUUCGGCGGUGGUGAUGAUGAUGGCGGUUACAACCCGUCUGCGCCCGCCGAGGGUUUGUCGGAGUUGAAGCGCGGCCGCAGCCCUGAGCGCAACUCUUCCGACGGUCCGCGACAACGCAAGAAGCGUAAUCGAUGGGGUGAUGCGAGCGAGAACAAGGCGGCUGGCUUGAUGGGCCUGCCUACUGCUAUCUACGCGGCCAUGACUACCGAGCAGCUUGACGCGUAUACCCUGCAUCUGCGUAUCGAGGAGAUCACCCAGAAGUUGAAGAUUAACGAUGUCGUCCCAGCGGACGGCGACAGGUCUCCCUCGCCCCCACCCCAGUAUGACAACUUUGGUCGCCGUGUCAACACUCGCGAGUUCCGCUACCGCAAGCGCCUCGAAGACGAGCGCCACAAGCUCGUUGAGAAGGCGAUGAAGACGCUUCCUAACUACCACCCACCUGCCGAUUACAGGCGGCCCACUAAGACACAGGAGAAAGUCUACGUUCCGGUCAAUGACUACCCGGAGAUUAACUUCAUUGGUCUACUUAUUGGCCCCCGUGGAAAUACCCUCAAGAAGAUGGAGACGGAAUCCCAGGCAAAGAUUGCCAUUCGUGGCAAAGGCUCUGUCAAGGAGGGUAAAGGACGCUCUGACGCAGCUCAUACCAGCAAUCAGGAAGAAGACCUGCAUUGCUUGAUCAUGGCCGAUACCGAGGAGAAGGUCAACAAGGCCAAGAAGCUUAUCCAUAACGUCAUUGAGACUGCUGCUUCUAUCCCUGAAGGCCAGAACGAACUCAAGCGCAACCAGCUUCGUGAGCUUGCCGCCCUCAACGGUACCCUUCGUGACGACGAGAACCAGGCCUGCCAGAACUGUGGUGAGAUUGGUCAUCGCAAGUACGAUUGUCCACAGAAGCAAAACUUCACGGCCAGCAUCAUCUGCCGUGUCUGUGGUCAAGCUGGUCACAUGGCUCGCGAUUGUCCCGACCGCAAAGUCGGUCAGCCCUGGCGCAACGACAACCGUUUCGGCGACCGCGGUCAGCCAGCUCGUAUUGGCGGUGCCCCAGAGAACGAGCUCGACGCAUUUAUGGCCGAGAUGGGAGGCGCUGGUGGCCAGCCUCGCGCGGCGAUCGAAUACAACGGCAACGGCGCUGCUGGCGGAGACAACUACGGUGGAGGCGAGCGCACCCUCAAGCCAUGGGAGCGUGGUCCCACUGGAGGCUCUGCACCUUGGGCGCGUGAUGGCGACGACCGUGGUCGAGGCGACAGUAGCUCGGCCGCUCCUCCGCCUUGGGCUGGUGGCGGCGGCCGUGGUGGUCAAUCCUACGAUCAAGGCUACGGUGCUGGUAAUGGUGCGGCUCCCUGGGCUUCUGCUGCUCCCACUGCUCCUGCAGCAGGAGCUGGUUAUGGAUAUGGUGGUUAUGGCUACGACCAGAACGCUGGUAUGGGUGCUCCUGGUGCCUAUGGUGCUCCUGGUUACGGUGCUCCCCCACCUCCUGCUGGUCCUCCUCCUGGCCUUGGUCCUCUCUUCCAGACGUACGGAUCUGCCGGCAGCCCGCCACCACCUCCACCACCACCGUCUGGUUCCGUGCCGCCACCGCCUCCUCCAGGCGAGGCCCCUCCACCUCCGCCGCCCAGCGAUGUCCCUCCGCCGCCGCCGCCGCCUCCGGCUUAG